UUCAGACAGCACGUGUGUCAGGAAAAUUGUCAACUUGCUUUGUAUUGAUUUUUUGACACAACUUAACCUACAAUAAAUUUUUAACUUAUUCUAUUUUAAAUUGCAAUUUUUAUUUAUCUAUAUAUUAUUUUAAAAUGUGCACAGAUUUGUCGAGAGUUUUGUCUAUUCAGAGUCAUGUAGUGUCAGGAUAUGUUGGAAAUAAAAGUGCCACUUUUCCUCUGCAAGUAUUAGGAUUUGAAGUGGAUACUAUCAAUUCCGUGCAGUUUUCUAAUCAUACUGGAUAUAAACAUGUACGAGGGCAAGUUCUAACGGACAAGGAAUUAGGAGAGCUGGCAGAAGGGUUAGCAUUGAAUGGUAUCAAUGUCUACAGUCACUUAUUAACGGGUUAUGUAGCUAAUCCAGAUUUUCUUAAAACAAUUGCAAACGUCGUUAAGGAAUUGAGAGAAAAAAAUCCAAAAUUGACAUACGUUUGCGAUCCAGUGUUAGGUGAUAAUGGAAAAAUGUAUGUUCCAGAAUCAUUAUUACCAAUUUAUAGAGAAUUAAUUAUUCCAUUGGCUGAUAUUGUUACUCCAAAUCAAUUUGAGGUGGAGUUGCUCACUGGUUGCAAAAUUCAUAACAUUGACGAUGCAUGGAAAUGCACAGAAUGGUUUCAUAGCCGUCAUGUGCAUACAGUUGUUGUUUCAAGCAGCGAUCUAGGGGAUAAAGACAUUAUACUUAUGUUGGGCAGUCAAAAUGAAGAUGGGAAAAGAACACGAGUGGUACUGAAGAUUCCUAAAAUUAAUGCCUCAUUUACAGGAGUAGGAGAUUUAUUUGCAGCAUUAUUUUUGGCACAUUCACAAAAAACAAGAGAUUUCAAACUAUCCCUCGAAAAGUCAGCUGGCACUCUUCAGGCAGUACUAAAACGAACUCUAGAAUAUUCAAACUUAGCUGGAGGUGAUACUUCCAACAUGAAAUAUAUUGAGCUAAAAUUAAUCCAAAGUAAAAAAGAUAUAGAAGAUCCACAAUUAUGCUGUAAAGCUGAGGUAGUAUCUUGAUAUGUGAAGUUCUUGAACAUAAUUGUGUUCUUAAAAAUAUGAAAAUUUGUGUAUUUAUAUUUAAAGUCAACUUAUUUUCUAAAAAUUACGAUAGCUUAUAAUUAUGUGUUAUGUGAAUAUGAUUAUCAAUUGUUAAAUCAAUGUAUUCUUUAUAUGUUACUAUUAUAUAUUAUUAAAUUAAUAUAUUUUUUUAUCUGCU
Molecule: messenger RNA, 1233 nt
Organism: Ctenocephalides felis (cat flea)
Lineage: Eukaryota; Metazoa; Arthropoda; Insecta; Siphonaptera; Pulicidae
Product: pyridoxal kinase-like
Exons: 7
Coding region: 135-1034 (299 amino acids)
Biological process (GO): pyridoxal 5'-phosphate salvage
Cellular component (GO): cytosol
Molecular function (GO): pyridoxal kinase activity
Source: RefSeq, a predicted model, not a curated record